This is a messenger RNA of Plasmodium relictum, 495 nucleotides long. RefSeq lists its product as hypothetical. Lineage: Eukaryota; Apicomplexa; Aconoidasida; Haemosporida; Plasmodiidae. The transcript has a single exon. Bases 1 to 495 code for a protein of 164 amino acids. The record is from RefSeq and is a predicted model, not a curated record.
AUGGAUCCAGAUAGGUGCCCUGGUAAGAGUUCACAAAUAUAUUUGGAUCAUAAUAUAAAUGAUAAAAGUGGAAAUACUUCUUCCCUCGUUUCAUUUGUGAGUUCUUCACCCGAAGGACAAUCAUGUGAACGUAUUACUCUUCCUUUGCCUAGAGCCCAUCACUUUGCACUUAAGGAUGAAGAAAGUUCUUUUCUUGUCACUGCAAUCUUAGUUUUUAUUAUUAUGCUAAAAUAUAUCAAAGUUGAAUUUAAGCAUAAAAUACUCAGCAGAAAAGUCAUUGGACAUGCUGGGAAUCUAGUGAUAGAAAUUAGAGAAGAGGUUGAUACAUUGGAAUUAAGUUUAAAAGAUAAUUUUGAAAAUCCUAAUCCACCUUCAACGCAAAAUAAAAGAGAUGAAAAUGAAGAUAGAACCUCAAAUAAAGAUAGUAUUUCUUGUAAUGCAAAUGAGACUAAGUUGAGGCAUAACUCAAAAAAAAAAAAAAUUGAUUUAGAUUAA